Messenger RNA from Leishmania major strain Friedlin, 3729 nucleotides. RefSeq names its product putative argonaut-like protein. The transcript has a single exon. Gene Ontology annotation, molecular function: DNA binding. Bases 1 to 3729 code for a protein of 1242 amino acids. The record is from RefSeq and is a predicted model, not a curated record. Gene Ontology annotation, biological process: double-strand break repair via homologous recombination; mitotic cell cycle checkpoint signaling; response to ionizing radiation. Gene Ontology annotation, cellular component: SOSS complex. Lineage: Eukaryota; Euglenozoa; Kinetoplastea; Trypanosomatida; Trypanosomatidae.
AUGUGGUCCCUACUCCGCCCAAGCCCCGUCAUUGCCUCCUCCAUAUUGACAGCAGCCGCUGCAAGGGGUGAGUGCCGAUACCCCGUCGGUGACAUCGCUCGAGGCACCAUCGUGAUUCACGUUUGCCUCCGCCACUAUCACGGCUACUCCGAUGGGCAGCGCACGCCGCAUGGGCAGCGAAGCGCCUCCUCUGCGCUUGCCACCGACGGUAGGGGUCGCCGGGAUCAUGGCCCGGCGCGUUCGCCGUCCGCGCCCCCGCAGCUGCAGCAGUAUCGAAGCCAGCAGCGGAGAGGCACGUCGCUUGCGGCGGCCGAGGCGGCCUCCACCGACCUGGUCACAACCCGCUCUACCUUUUGGUCGCAGCCCGUGAAACAUGUGUCAGCCGCCACGUUGAAGCAGCAGCACACACUCGAGCGCGCACAGGACAAGAAGUCGCGGUUCCUCGUACGCAGAAGCAUCCGCGAAGAUGGUGUCAUCUCGAACCUCUUUCCUCUCAACUUUCGUGUCGCAGAUGCGUCGCACCCAGACAGCCACCGUGGCGCCCCACCGACGGGCACGCACGUUUACAUCUACGAGGUGUACGUGACGCGGUUGAUGGCGACACAGCGGGGAGGCAGCGCUGCGAGGGGCUCCCCUUCGGUGACUGGUGCGGGGGCACGCGGCAAGGCCAGAGCCGGUGCCGCCGCGAUAGCGGCGGCCAUUGGCGGCGUGCAGGCGGGUGGACUGGCGUCGGUGGAGCGGCGUGUUUCGCCUGGACGCGCGUGGAGAGCGGUGGAGCGGUUUCUGCGCCACAGAUAUGCCGGGGCAGCCGCGGCGUUACUGCCGCCGUUGGUGCAGCUGAAUAGCAAGGUGUACGCUGCGGCCCCCCUCCCAGCCGAUGCACUAGUGCUACCGAGAGCAUACUUCGAUAUCGGCUGGCAGACGGCGGUGCUACGCCUGCAGCGCCGCUGCCGCUUUACUGAACUGCCCCCGAGCGAGCUGCAGAUGCUGCUGAACAAGAUCGUUCCCGAGGUGGCACGUACAUCUCACCGCGAACAGCGACAGAGGGUGGACGCCACACCAGCCUUCCUCGAGGUGGUCCGGGAGAAGGCCGGCAAGCUGGUGUGCACGACGCAGGGCGUGUCAGCUGGCGGGUUGCGGCUGUAUCAAGGUGUACUGGUGCAGGCCAUCUUUGUGGACAGCUCGGCUGCGCUCGACCCCAACGCGGCAGACGCGAGGGAGGGUCAGGUGGCGGGAGAAGCACACACGUGCAGCCUUGCGUCAGCCAAGACAAGUGCCGGUAGCGGCACCAAACCCUCCACUGAUGCGGACGCCUGCCCCAUUGCCACUCGCCACCUCGGCGACACACCGGUGGGCCUUACGGACGCCGCAGCGGCGGUGCACUUCCAGGUGGUCGCAUUCCUUCGCCCCUUUGCCUAUCGGGGCACUCAUGCCGAGAGCUACCGCAUCCGCGAUGCCUCAGGCGUGUACUUGGCCUCCCUCUGGGCCCCCGCACAACCACGCUCGCUGACCGUCGGCGCGGUCUACGCAGCUGCCCCAGUGCGCAUUCGCGAAUUUGCGGAGCGCGGCAGUGCCCGGCUCAUCGAAUUCCUCGAUGACACCACUCUCACCCUCCUCUCUGCCAGCACCGCCACGGCGCCAGCCAGCCUCAGCAGCGGCAGCGCCACGGCGCAGCCCUUCUCGCCACGCAGCGACAGCGGUGACGGCGGUAACGGCGGCGCCGCAUCGGAGGCGAGUCGUCUCCCAGGUCAGCUGAGCCUGAAGAUCGACACAAGAGGCACGAUCGCGUCGGAGGUGUCCCUUUGGGAAGAGGUGCUGCAGCACUUCGGCCACGGCCCGUACGACGAGGCGGCCCAGCAGCGCCUCCGCAAGUCCGUCCAAGGCAUCCCUGUCGUCAUCUCCUACUCGCUGCGUCAGAGCAUCGUGCGCGACGUCCGCUUCGACAGCGACGCGCUGCUGGCUGCCGCCUCUCAUACGCACAACCUCGCCGCCGCCGAGGAGGGCAGGGGGCAAUCGGUAGGUGCGCCCCACUCCUCUUCUCCAAACGGCGACGCCGUGGCACACGACCGGGCACGUGAGCGCUUGAGUGCGCCGGUGCUGUGCGUACGAGAGCCGCGCCUUGUGCCACUCAUGCCGCGCCUCGACUCGCAGCAGCCGUGCGCCAUUCUCGAUGAUCACACCAUUGUGCCGCUUCAGGUCUUGCACUGCUGCUUCGAUCCUCGCAUGCGUAGCUGGCAGAGUAUCGGCGUUUCCGCGCUGUCCCUCAUGCCACGGCAGCGCCGCGCGCUGCUGGAGUCGAUUCGCGCGCUGCUCGCGAACGGCCUGCAGCGGUGGGGCAUUGAUCUGUCGGCCAACCCCUAUCGGACCAAGGCACUCUCGCUCCUGCCGGCCCCCACGAAGUGUGUCGUGCCGCAGCGACGCCCGGCCACCGGGUUCGCGAAUCCAGCGGCCGUGGGCUUUCCAACCACCAUCGUCGUCAUUGGCGUCACCGGACCACGAUGCACGGCGGAGCAGUCGCGGCGCAUCAGCCUCACCGCUCAGCACUUGGCGCACUACUUUCGCACGAAAUUCGUGGCAACCCUAGCGGACGAAGGCGCUGCCGUCCAGUACGUGCACGAGCAGCUCAUGUACACGCCGGCUGCCGUUGCUGCCCCAACCGGUCAGCCGACCGCCUCGCUGAAGGACCCGAAUGCGUCUGUGAUCCUCAUCACCAACGAAAUGGACACACGCGCGACGCGGUGGCUCAAAGUGGAAUGCAUGUGCCGUGGGGCACACUUUAUCGCCAUUCCCGCGUCGUCAAACCCGAAGAAGCUCAACCUUGUCGGCGCGCAGCUGCGGAUGCGUAUCGCGACUCAGUUCGAACUGAACCCGCUACGCGGCGUCGACCUGCGCGGGGAGCUGCCUGUGCUGGGCCACCGUCACGUGCUCGUCAUCGGGGUGGACUCGUGCCACACGAACACGCACAGCGUCGGCACGAUCGUCGGCAUCCUCAGCACCCCGACGGAAAGCAAACUGCUGUCUUACUUUUGGCGGCACGAUGCACGCGGGCGCGAGGCGCAGCACGUCGCAAAACACUUCCGCGGUAUUUUGGCCAGCGCCGUGGCGCUGUCCGGCAGGGUGGACGAGGUGGUGGUCUUCCAAGAUGGCGACGUCUUCAGCGAGCUGGUUGGGGUCAAGGAGGAGCUCACGAUGCAGGUGCCCAACUGCGGCCUUACCUUCAUGUGCUUGCACAAGCGUUGCAACGUGCGCUUCAUGCACGCCUCGCCAGGGCGAGACGGCAGCAGCGCGACGCGCAGUCAAGCGUCCGCUGCUGCCACUGCAAGCAACGAUGUCGAGAAGGAUGAUCGGGACACAAACGACUUCCGUGAGGACAACAACCUUCACAACCUCGUGAAGGGAGUUGUUAUCCCCGCUCUGGCGCCAGUGCCGCUGCACCAUCAACUCGCCGCCAACUCCUUUUACCUACAAGCGCACGAGUCGUCCAUGUCGACGGCGCGGAUCGUGCAGUACACGGUCCACCACGUAAGCCCGUCCCUCGACGUAACAGAUGUGCAGCAGAUCGCCAACAUCAUGGCCAAUGUGCUGGCGCCGCAGGCAACAAAGCUGCCCAUGUCCACCCGAUGUGCGCACCGGCUGGCUGCUCAAGCGGAGCGCCUGCUCGACGCAGUGCCGCAGCUCACGGCGGACAUGAUUCCGCGGCCACUGUGCAACCGCCUGUGGUUUCUCUAG